Messenger RNA from Diceros bicornis minor, 4303 nucleotides. RefSeq names its product RAB31, member RAS oncogene family (gene RAB31). Gene Ontology annotation, molecular function: GTPase activity; GTP binding. Bases 333 to 920 code for a protein of 195 amino acids. The record is from RefSeq and is a predicted model, not a curated record. The transcript has 7 exons. NCBI's taxonomy places the organism in Eukaryota, Metazoa, Chordata, Mammalia, Perissodactyla, Rhinocerotidae.
AGGGCAGAUGCCAGAGCGGGCUCUGUCGCGCCGGAUCCAGCUGCUGAGCUGGUCUGAGGGAGGAGGCACUCUGCCAGGGCGCCGCAGGUCCCGGGGUGGCUGACGCCGUCCGGGGCGUUCCUGGCAGCUGGGGGCCGGCGAGGUUAGACCCGAGGCCCGGGAGGAGCCGGCGGGCGGCCACGUGAUCGACCGCGGCGGGGCCCAGAAAUAGCAGCGGCGGCGGUUCCGCCCGCGGGCUGGAGCGAGGGAGAGGCGGAGACUGGUGGCCGCCGGCUCGGCACGGGCGCGGCCCCGGAGGAUGCUGAGCCCCUGCCCGGCCCGGCCCCGAGCACAUGAUGGCGAUACGGGAGCUUAAAGUGUGUCUUCUCGGGGACACUGGGGUUGGGAAAUCAAGCAUUGUGUGUCGGUUUGUCCAGGACCACUUUGACCACAACAUCAGCCCAACCAUUGGGGCGUCUUUUAUGACCAAAACUGUGGCUUGUGGAAAUGAACUUCAUAAAUUCCUCAUCUGGGACACUGCUGGUCAGGAACGGUUUCAUUCACUGGCUCCCAUGUACUAUCGUGGAUCCGCUGCAGCCGUCAUAGUGUACGAUAUCACCAAACAGGAUUCGUUUUAUACCUUGAAGAAAUGGGUAAAAGAACUGAAAGAACAUGGUCCAGAAAACAUUGUAAUGGCUAUUGCUGGAAACAAGUGUGAUCUCUCAGAUAUUAGGGAGGUUCCCUUGAAGGAUGCUAAGGAAUAUGCUGAGUCCAUAGGUGCCAUCGUGGUUGAAACAAGUGCAAAGAAUGCUAUUAAUAUUGAAGAGCUCUUUCAAGGAAUCAGUCGCCAGAUCCCACCUUUGGACCCCCAUGAAAAUGGAAACAAUGGAGGAAUCAAAGUUCUGAAUUCAUCCAUGCCAGGCACCCGGCCGUGCUGCUGACCCGUGGGCCAGGGUCCACCCCGCUGUGCACUGCUGAAGGACCUCCCCUUCUCAGUGGCUUGGCACCUCAUUUAGAGAGAGUGAGCACGCUGGCUUGGCAUCCUAGAAGACCUGCAGGGAAUGGGGCAGAAAAUGUCCCUGGAAAAGGAUUUUAGAAAACUCUGGAAAAAUCCACCAUACCGCCACAAAGUGGCCUUAGUGCAUGAAAUGCACACGGGAGGGAACAGAUGUUAGGUAAUAAGUAUAGUUGAGUUUUUUGUUAAAAGUCUUAAAAUACUCUUAAAUUUGUACAGAAGUCUUACUGGUUCAUUGUGUGUAUGAGAUUCUAAAGUGGAGUCCACUCAGAUUUCCUGUGUCCCUCGCCAGACUUCAGGAACUUCUUCAGUGCCUUUGCUUUGCUACCUAACCAGCCUGCACAGAAAGGCUCAUUUAAUUUAAUUUAAUUUACCUUUCAGUGGAGUGUAAUUGGACUAUCACUCAAGCUGUAGACUUGAGCUAUUAUAAAAGUGGAGAAAGAUGUGUUAGAAACUGUUGCCUACGUCUCUGACUUUUACUUGAUGAACAUUUUUUUAAAAUUUGGGUCAUAUAUAAACAAACACAUCAAAUCUGACUAAAAUAUUGCAUGUAAUUUUGGGAUUGGGAGGCCUAGUUUGGAAGAGUCAUUUCAAUAGUUACUGUGUAAGCAGUGGCAGAUGUAGGAUAUAAACAUUAUUCCAGACACCACCUGGUAUGCAUCAUCUCCACAGUAACAAAUUCCUACUUUCUUAGAGAAGCUUAAUGCACAGAGUAUUAUUUUACUAAGAGAAUAUGUCAUAGUGUCAUAUCUAGGGGGAAAAAUUAACUAGAGGAUGUUUGAAUCUAAAUUGUAGGGCAAACUUCUAAUAAUACCAAUUAAUAAUAGGUUACAGGAAAGCCAGCCAGAGCAAGUACCGGAACCUUAAGAUUCUAGAUUCUAGAUUAAGAGUCCUAAAACUAUAAAAUAGGAGACAGCAUUUUAGAAGAUGCCAAGCUUGGGGAGGUGAGUUUUAGGGUUAACCAGAGGUCCAACCCUGGAGUGCAAAUUGGCUGAGAAUAGGCUUCAAGAAAACCUUCCUUUUCAGAUUCUCUGUCUGCUCAAUUAAUGAAAGAUAUGUGAAUCCAAUGGAAGUAAAGAGAAAGAAGGUAUGAAAAGGGGGAAAAGCUAUUUCCAUGGAAAAUUCAAAUCCUAUUACCAUUCCAACUUUUCGUAAAAACCUGGGAUCAACAAGCAGUUGGUUUCCUAUUAGGGCUCAUAUGGGAGGUGAUUCUUAAAGGAUGUUUGGAUCGGUGCCUCUUGUUGGGGCUAGGAAACUGCAAAAGAACAGCCUCAGAAAUGGUUCCUCAUGCAGCGUGGUAGCAGGCCCAACGUACCUUCUUUGCCAGGAACAUUCAAGGCCAGGCAAACAUUAAUUGAACACCUACAGUGUAAAAGUCAGGAAAGAGAUGGCGAGCUGAGUAAAGACCUUGAACUCUGAGUAACUCAGUGUGAGCUGGUGCCUAGAGUCCUCUCCGGCUGUGCCCACCAUGCUCAUGGCAAGUAGAGACACUGAGUCCGCCAUCAACAAAAAGCAAGAGUCCUUGAGAGACCAGGGCCAAGCUUACACUUCUUUAUGUGGACUGCAAUCAAGAAAACAAGUGGAAAUCACAGAUUUAGGCUUUUUUAACUCAAGAAUCUGCUGUCGAUUUGAUGUUCUUACUGCUUAACCCAGCGUGCAAGAGUAGUUGACAAUCUUAGGCUGUGAAGGCUGGAAAUGUGUAUUUUUGGUUCAAGAGUGCCUCUUAGCUCUCCCAGACAGUACCUCAAAAACUGUUAGCAAGUGGCAUUUGGAUGUCUUGGCAAGGCCUUGGCCAGGUUUUUAGGGUUUUCUCCACGUUGUCAAUGUUACUGGCUAAACAUGAUUCUGCGUGCAGGUCUAGUGAUUACCAUGCCUCUUCCCAAGGUUAAAAAAUUUGCGUGGCAAAUUGAAAUGACCUCUUUCCGGUGACAUGCAGGCUUAUUUGGAACCUUUCCUCAUCCCACUGUCCCUGAGAACCUGGGUUUAUCUCUAGACAGCCACUAGGUUGCCUAGCUAAGGUAGUACGCUUCCCAGUGGCGUUUGCAGUUCUGGGCUGGCUCUCUAGUGGUUGCAUCUUGCAUAAAAUAGCUGGUCUUAACCACACGUAGCGAGCUACCCAUGAAUGAGCUCGUGGUUUUAUUUCUGAAGCACAUAAGGGUGUCAACCACUCUUACCUUUCUGUACGGCCUUAACUGUUCAAGCCAGAUGACAAUAUAUAUAUGUAAUCACUACUUGGAGCAACUGGUGAAAAGAGUAGAUGGCCCUUGAGCACACGAGUGUUUGCAUAAACACAGAGUCUUCUCUGAAGAUAGACGCGCCAGCCUUGUCCGAAGCAAGGCUCUCUGGUCUUCCUUUAUUUUGCCUUGAGGUUCCUUUCUGGCUGUUCUAAUAAUUGAACUGUAACCACGUAAUAUUAUGUAAAGGCCUGGAAAUUACUAUUGUUCCAAAUUGUCAAGUAGUUUCAUGUGAUGUAGCAUCCUUCACAUAAUUUUCCAAAAUUUGCUCCUUUUCCUCUGUUUUCUUUCCUUUCAUGUGUGGUAUGUGUGUGAAUAUGUGUAAAUAUGAUUUCAUAUUUGUUACACCAACGUGUACUCCAUUUCACUGGCUGCGUUUGGCUCACAACUGUGUGUUAUUGAAUGUAGGCAGGGGCUCUCAUAGGGAUAAUUUCCCAAUGGAAAGCCCUAAGAGGGCAGAGGAGUCACACAAACAUUUUAUGUAGUUACAUAAUUGACUUGCCAUUUUAUAAGUUGAAAAUGGUACAUUAGGGGGCUGAAUACGACGUUACCUUUCAGACUAUAGAAAGUUGAAGACCUAAAACCAACCUUUAGCCAACAAAAGGGCUGUGCCCCAAUGAGAACUGAAUUUAUUUUCUGAGGGAAUAUUUCCUCCUCUAAGAUAAGGAAGAUGGCAUGUGGUGGCUGACAUUGAGCUCCUUUUGGGGGACUCCACUUCUCAUUGCUCAGCAACGCUCAUAGCAAGUAGAAUAAUGAGUUGGCUUAUAAAUGAAAGAGCCCUAAGCUGUACUCAGACCUGUUAGGUAUCUAGUGUACUCUUUUAACCAUCAUUGUUGAAACCAGACCCAGUGAUCCAAUGUCAGUGCUCUGUUGUGUAAACUCCUUUUUCUCGUGUUUUUAUAAAGGGCUUCUGUCUGGGCUGGACCCAGUUCUCGCAUAUAGAAGACGCUGCUGCAAUUAGGACCUUUCCACCUUAUAUUCCAUAGUAAAGCAUUGCUCUCAACAGCGCCCAAUUGUAUCUGUUAUUUUUGGUUUAACACACACUGAUUCAUUCUAAUAAAUCUUUUAAGCUUUA